AAUCUUCUCUAUUCGUGAGACUACCCUUGCAUCAAUCAUACCAUUACCGUUAAUCGUUCUUUGUAUACACUUCCAACACCUCUGGUAUCGAUGCCCAUCUCAUUUUGCACUUGCGCUUUGUUAUUAGUACCUUUAACAAUCUGAUCAAAUCGAUUGACUGUUGUACCGGCUUCCAUAAGUAUGACUGCAGUAUCGGAACAGAAGAGCAGUCAUAACAAGAGCACGCAACCAUGCAACAACUCCUACGUAUCAUCCAAGCUGUUAUUGUGUAUGCUAUCAGUGCGUUCUACGCGGUUCUGUUUGUGCUCCAUACAGGACUCGAGUUCCUUGCGAAUCCCUACGACUGGACAACAAGAAAGCGAUCUUUGUCUCCCGCCGUACUGGACGACCCUGCUUUCGGAAGACACAAAUAUGCUGAUGUUAACGGCUACAAGCUGCAUUAUGUCGAGGAUGGAAAUCCUGAAAAACCGCUGAUGCUGUUUCUUCAUGGAUUUCCUGAGUUUUGGUUUAGUUGGCGUCAUCAGAUGAAGGAAUUUUCGAAGGAUUAUCGAGUGGUAGCACUAGAUUUGCGAGGGUAUGGGAGAUCAAGUGCACCGAAUGAUCGUGCUGCCUAUAAGUUGGAUUUGCUGGUUGAAGAUGUGAGGAGUUUUGUUGUUAUGAUGGGUUAUGAAAAAGUGAUUUUAGUUGGACAUGAUUGGGGAGCAAUCAUUGGUUUUCAGUUUGUGCAAAAACACAUGGAAAUGGUAGAUCGGUACAUCAUGAUGGGAGCACCAUCGUUAGACGUUUUCAGAAGACUGUUGGCCACCAGUUGGUGCCAAUUUCUGAUGUCUUGGUAUGCAUUUUUCUUUUUGAUGCCGUGGUUGCCGGAGUUUUAUAUCAGAGCGAGAGAUUUCCAUUAUAUCGAGAAAAAUAUGGGGGAAUUUUUGACGAGUUCGGAACUGGAGGCCUACAAAUACACAUUUUCGAACAGUGGGUCAUUGACGAGAGCGAUCGAUUACUACAGAGAGAACUUUAGUUUUCUUAGGAAAGAGGAAAAAUUGCCAAAAAUUGAAAAGUAUGCUCCAGGUUUGUAUUUGAUGGCAGAUGACGAUAAAUUUAUAACUAUGCAGAGUGGGCAACUGUUGAUGCGAAGUAUACCUCAAUUAAGAUGCAGAGUUGUGCCUGGGUCCGGACAUUACGUGCAACAGAAUCAUCCAGUACUCGUUAACAAGAUGAUCCGCGAUUUCCUUGUUUUGUGAAAUGGUUUUUUUUUCCUACUAGCUCUAAGAGUUUAUUAGCAAGAAUAAAAUCUAUGUAAGUGCAGUCAACAAAGAAAA
Molecule: messenger RNA, 1316 nt
Organism: Armigeres subalbatus
Lineage: Eukaryota; Metazoa; Arthropoda; Insecta; Diptera; Culicidae
Product: epoxide hydrolase 4-like
Exons: 2
Coding region: 231-1238 (335 amino acids)
Molecular function (GO): hydrolase activity
Source: RefSeq, a predicted model, not a curated record